GUAUCGUUAUAAGCCGACGAGUCUGGGAAAACAACAGAAAUUAAGGGCUCCAGGCCGCCUUUAGACCAAGCGCCGGGCGAAAAUGGGGCGAGACCUCCCGCAGCGGACAACGCGCGGCCGGCGCAUGGCCGCGCAGUUAGACGAGGAGGAGGACGCUGCCGAUAACGAUUUCUGGAACCAGGAAUUCUUCAAGGAAGAGGCAGUCGAUGACGAUUACAAGACCGAGUCCGAGCCUGAGGACAUUAUCGAUUCUGACUUCGACGAGGAAGAGGAGGCAGAAAACGAUGAUGAGGUGGAGGUUCGGGAUGACGAACCGCGGAAGAAAAUGAUGAAGCCGCCGGGUCGACCCCCAAAGCCCAAGGCAAAGCCGAAGCCCAAGGUCAAGAAGGAGGAGAGCGAGGGUGACGAGGAGGACGAGGAGGCAGGUGACGAGGACGACGAGGGCGAGGAUGGCAACACGCGGCCAGCCAAGAAGCCUAAGAUCCCGCGGGAGCCGAUCAUCUACAUCGCACCUACACUGCGCCGGUCCACCGUGGCCAAGGUGGCUGAGGCGGAGAUCGAGCGGCAGUACAAAGCCAAGCCCGCUCGAAAGCCGCGCGCCAAGAACAACUCGGACUGGCGGCCGCUCACUCAGCAGGAGCUGCUGGCAGAGGCGGCGCUGAACGAGAUUGAGAACACUCGGUCGCUGAAGAUGCUCUUAGCCCGCGAGGAGGAGACCAAGCGCAAGGCGCAGGUGGUCAAGAAGAAGAACAGUGGGCCCAGCGUCAAGUGGCGGUCGCGCAAGGGCGCGGACGGCGAGGAGCACACGACGCUGGAGCUUGUGAACGCCAUCGUGCCGCCGCGCUGGAUGCAGCCUAGCCGUGCGCCGCCGCCGCCCCACCCGCCCAUCUGCUUCGUGACUGGCCUGCCGGCGCGCUACGUGGACCCGCAGACGCGCAGCCAUCUCGCCAACACGCUGGCCUUCAAGCGGCUGCGGGGCGGCGCGGGGCCCUUGGCGCCGGCGCUGCAGCAGCAGCUGGUGUUGCACCACCACAUGGAGCAGGCGGCGCGCCAGCAACAGCUCGAUGUGGACCCGACGGCGGCGCGGGUGGGCACCGGCGCGGUAUCGGUGCUGGCGCCCGUGGGCCCGCAUGCAGCCCUCAUGGAGGCGAGGCGCGCGCAGCAGCAGCGGCGGGAGGCGCUGGCGGAGCAGGCUCGGGCAGCGGCCGCCACGGCCAAGGGGCAAGGCCCCGGCGGCGCGGCUGCUGGCGCUGGGUCACCCCUGGACCCCCCGCCGGCCAUGCCCACAACUGACCUCAUGGCGCUGCUGGUAGAUGUGCACCGAUCGCUCGCGGCGGCAUAAUGCAUGGUGUGGUCGCGCAUGACGUUGCUGUGCGAGCGGUUGCAAGCGGUUGAGGCUGCUGGUGCUCAAGCCAGUAUGUAUGUUCUACGUUGUACCAAUUCUUCCCAAACCAAAUGAACUCAAUCCUGAUG
Molecule: messenger RNA, 1473 nt
Organism: Chlamydomonas reinhardtii
Lineage: Eukaryota; Viridiplantae; Chlorophyta; Chlorophyceae; Chlamydomonadales; Chlamydomonadaceae
Exons: 7
Coding region: 83-1342 (419 amino acids)
Biological process (GO): chromatin remodeling; regulation of DNA-templated transcription
Cellular component (GO): nucleus
Molecular function (GO): ATP-dependent H2AZ histone chaperone activity
Source: RefSeq, a predicted model, not a curated record